This is a messenger RNA of Macrobrachium nipponense, 1563 nucleotides long. RefSeq names its product DNA excision repair protein ERCC-8-like. Bases 168 to 1472 code for a protein of 434 amino acids. The record is from RefSeq and is a predicted model, not a curated record. Gene Ontology annotation, molecular function: protein binding. Lineage: Eukaryota; Metazoa; Arthropoda; Malacostraca; Decapoda; Palaemonidae. Gene Ontology annotation, biological process: transcription-coupled nucleotide-excision repair; proteasome-mediated ubiquitin-dependent protein catabolic process; protein polyubiquitination. The transcript has 5 exons. Gene Ontology annotation, cellular component: Cul4A-RING E3 ubiquitin ligase complex; nucleotide-excision repair complex.
CAAACACAAAACCAGAACACGACAGGCAAAGGAGCCGUUUCAAAAUAAAUCCUGCCUACUACUACUACUAAUAGUGUUUACUUUAGUAAGAUUUAACCUCCACAAGCUUGUAGCGUCUACUAUUUCAGAUCAUGUAGGGCAAAGCAAGGUAAUCUUUGAGAGCCAAGAUGAAUAAAAAAGAUCUGCAAGAUGUUUCACAACUGAGAGAAUGGGCCUUUAAACCAAAAGAUAUAACUUUUGGAACGCUCAAAAGUCUUGAAAGAGUUCGUAUUGGUCAGCUGUCGAGCCAUCGCUACACAUCUCGCAUUAACACUUGUCUUGCAGCUAGUCAUGUCCUAUCAGAUGUGACUCUGUAUCAAAAAGAACAGAUUGCUUCUACAUUUGUGACUUAUGCAGAUUUAGAAGUUGUAGAUUACCAGUAUAUGCUUUGUGGUCUGAAUGAUGGGGGAAUAGCCAUUUAUGAUGUGUCCUCCAUCCAAAAAGGUCGUAUAUACUCUGAAGUUGGUCUUGUAAAAGGAGGUCAUCGUGGAGGACAUAAGCACGCAGUGGAGUGUGUUCAGUGGUAUCCUGCCGAUACUGGUCUAUUUGCAACAUGUAGUCAGGAUAAGUGUAUCAAAAUAUGGGAUCCAAAUCGUAUGCGACCAGUUGAUCAGUUUAAAUUUGGAUGCAAUGUAUUGCAUCAUCAUAUGUCUCCAGUAGCUACUAAGCAUUCCUUGCUCUCAGCUUCAGGGGAAACUGGAGAGAUUAUACUCUGUGAUCUACGGACUGGUUCAUCUACUCAUAGAAUUGUAGCACAUGCCGAACGUGUGCAGCUUACUCAGUGGUCUCCAAGAAAUCAGCAUAUACUAGUGUCAGGCGGUAAAGAUCAGGCAGUGAAGAUGUGGGAUGUUCGAUCAGCAAAGGCAUGUUUAAUGGCCUUGGACAUGCAAGAUAAUUCUGUGUUAGAAAAGAAACACGCAAAGAAAAGACUGAAAAAGACACCAGUUGCCCACAGAAGUCGUAUUACAUCACUAUGUUUUACCUCUGAUGGUUUAUGGCUUUUGACGUUUAGUUAUGAUGGUGAUUUGAAGUUGUGGAACUCAAGCACUGGAGAAAACAUGAAUGUGUUUUAUGGUGAGACUUAUACUGAUUUAAAACGUACUAUGCGAAUUGCAGUUUCUUCUUAUACAUAUCCUGAUUUGGUAUUUGUGCCUAGUAAAUCUAGAAUUGUUACAUAUAAUGUCCUAUCUGGAGACUUGGUUAAUGUUUUGGAAGGACAUUUUUCUACUGUGUAUGGAGUUUUGUUUAACCCAGUGUCUAUGAAUGUAUAUUCUUACAGUGGUGACAGGAACUUUAUUACUUGGACUCCCAACCAGUUAUUUAAUAAUGACUUGAGUGAUGAAGAGGAAGAGGAGCUGCCUACUGUUAACCAGCAGCAGCAAACUACAAGAACAAGAGUGACUCAGGAUACAUGGAGUAGUGAUGAAGAUUGAUUUAAUUAGCAUUUACACAAUUUCCUCCUCUUUGCCACUUUAUUUUCCAUGAAUGUAUGAAUUACAGAGCUACAAUACAUUUGGGAUGAGA